AUGCUUACUCCACCACAACUGGUGUUGUUGGUGGGUAGUGUGGGAACGGAUAGUUGGACAGGAUUCUAUCGGUAACUUUUCACCGUUAAAACUAGAUUGGAGAAGCCAAAGCGAAACGAUGAAAUAAAUACUACAUCUGAUUUCUCUCUGUAGGUUUUUCGGGACACAAUGGCUUCACAGCCGUCCCAGAGACCGCGUCGAAAUGCUUCGCCUGCAUCGAGCUCCAAACUACAACCUAUGCGGGCUACUUUACCAUUUUCGCUGAUAUCUCCCAGCAAUCCGAGUUCUACUCGCGGAAAUGGACUACGAAGACCAAGUCCAUCUUCUUCACCGGUUCAUGGGAGUGAAAAUACCCUCAAACAUCGAAGAAGUUCUCCUGAAACACGUGGGUCUCCUGAGCAUCGUCGUAGUCCUUCUUCACCAUCUUUAUCUAGCUCGAAAGGUUAGCUGACGUGCUCUUUUAAGUAACCUUUAAAACGGGCUCUGAAACUUAGGAUAGUCACUAUUUAUGACUGAAAAAGUUUUACUGUGCCAGCUGUUAAUUAUAUAUUCAUUCUUUUCGUUUAAGUUCAGUGUGGUAAGUCAGCGAAUUUCGCUUUUCAUGUAGAUGUAUCGGUUCUUCUCUCUCUCCGUUCAGUGUAUUGACUUACACUGAAAGCCAUUUCCGUUGUUUCAUAACAGUUUGGACUAAGCUUACUGACACUGAAAUUAUUUUCUGUGCAGGUGAGAGAGGUAAAUUGUCGAAAAGCAGUUCGGGCUCCAUAAGAAGAACGCCAUCCAUAGACGCCAUUUCGCCUUACAUGAGUGGACAGUGGCCGAAAGACGUUGGAAGUUACGGUCCGAGUGUGUGCCAUAAAUCAACUCAGGUUAGUUAGCUACCGCUCAUUUAAUAAUACAUUUCUUAAAAACUGGCCAAGUUGUAGGCCAAUUACACGUAUUUGGACUUGGAAAGGUCGUUAUAUGUUCGCAUGGAACGGGGUAAGCUAAGCAAAUUUGCUUUGCCGACACACUUACCAAACCACAGCCAUGACAACGACAUUGAUUCCCAAGCAACUUUGAAAUUUGAUGAUCUGAGCUGUAAAUUAAGUUUGCCUUAACAGUUGUAAUAAAGUCAGCUUCACAAAAGAUAUUGUAGAAUUUUGCAAAUCAAACUUCGAGGUAGCAAAGAAAUAAAAAUAUCGCUGAAUAUUUUGGCGUGGAGGGAAGGACUUUGAGUUUGAUUGAGGGGUCAAAGAAUCACUUCUCAAAAAGUUAUUUUUAACCUGUAGAUUAGAGCCAGAGUUCUUGAUUCUGUUUUGAUUAUUUUAAAAUUACAAGGAGAAUUGAGUUAAGCAAGGAAAACCUCUCAGAUGGGAUGUACAUUUAACCGUCGGGAUAGCUGCCAGUUUUUCAAGUAAUGCCUACUGUAGAGUGUUUUUGGUAACUGACUCCAAGUAGGCAAAACGCCCUUUUAAGAGCCCUAGCAGAGAACAUGUCUACAGCUUUUUUAUAGCUUACUCCCUUAUCUUGCAAUGAAUUCAACCCUACUGUACUAAAGGUAUCACUGUCCAUGCUGAGGGAAGUCAUUGUAUCAGAAACGUUGUACAAGGAGGCACUAUCUUAUUUUACUGUAAAACUUACCUUUACCUAAAACUUAAAGUCAAAUUAAACAGUAACAGUACAUGAUGCCACAAGACUUGAAAGACAUAAUUUGUGUUCUUGGAAGCAACCUCUCUAAAUGUUGGAAAGGUUAAGGUCCCUGGAAUGUUGAUGCAAUAGAUGUAUUUUUUAAAGUUUUUUUUUUUUUAGUCACAAUCUGUGGUUUAAAUGGGUUUGAAACAUUCCUUUGAAUGUUGUUGUAAUAGAUGUAAUGUUUUUAUAUUUUUUGUCAUAAUCUGUACUUUAAACAAGUUAGAGAUUGAAAGAAAAGAUAUUUGGCAUUGAUAGUUCAAGCAGCCCUUCUAGGCAUAGGCUUAGGGCAAAAGGGCUGGACAUCAUUGCAGGAACCUGGAAGGAUGAAACUAGAGAAGGUCCAAUGUUUAGGCUUUUCCUAAUCUAUUCCUCAGAAAUGGCCACCUUUGCAUAACAACUGUGAAGGAGUCCUUGGAGGCAAUUUUCAGAUUUUUUCAUUUCAUUUGGUCUUGUUUUGCAAGUGUAAGGACACUGGGUACACACUGGAGUUCUAGUAUACUUGUUUGCAGAAAUAAAAUUUGGGAAAUGUUUGAUACAGGAGGAGAGGGGUUGAGUUAUUGUAAUGAAAAUUGUAUCGAUGAAAAAGUCCUGCUUAAAGACAUAUGACUUUUGAAAGUAAUGGUAACCGUUACAACAACUCACUCUGGCAAGGGUUAAUUUAGUUGAGAUUUAUGUACUCUUUAAGUUCAAAAGGUUGUUUCCCUUGUGCAAUUCAUAUAAACAGAGCAAAAUAAACCACAAUUUUCACCCUCACAUUUUCCUAGCCCUAAAUUCUCACCCAAUUGGCUUCUUCGGCAUUAAUCCCAUCUGAUCCUGUGCAGUACUGACAAGUUAAACAAGGCUUUGCAGAUACUUAAGCUUUAAAUCCCAUGUUACUUGGGAAAUAAACAACAUUUCUAAUUCUCAAGCAAAUUUUUUUGUGGUCUCUUAUUAAACCCACUACUGUCUCAGUUGGAAGGUACACGUGUGCAGAUAUCACCUUUACCUUUUGGCUGUUUAUUUCAAGUGUCGUAUUUUCAGGGGAAAUCAAGAUUUCUUGAGGAUUUCUGGUAUCCCUAAAACCAUCAUAACUCCAUCAAUAUUUUUCCUUCUUGAAGUGGAAGCUCAAUGUUUUUUUUUUUUUUUUUUGCUUUAAAAAUCAGAAUUCCAGAAAGUUUCUUCUUGAAUGUAGACAGGAACCUCUAUUCAAAGUUUUUUCUUACAUGUUGCUUAAUAUGCUGUGUAAAAAAUUGCCAUAAAACCAUUUUGGUGACAAAGUUCUUAAUUUUCCUCUUGGGUAUGCAAUUGAAAGGAAAGAAUUUAGUGACAAGUCUGAAAGCACACAUGGCAUUUUGUAAUAAACUAAGCACUUACUGGUGCACACAGUUUGCCAUCAACUAAGGGCACAUACACAACCAGCACUGAAGAUAGUGCUUUGGUGGAUGUUUUGCUGUCGUCAGAUAACCUUCCUUAGAGUAUGUGCAUUGAAUUCUAUUUUCUGUUAGAUAUCAUUUAUAUUUUGAGGAUCUAUACAAGUUGUCUUUUUGUUAUCCUGUUGUUGCUGUUAGAUCUAUAUUGUAAUCGGCUGUUAGUUCAGUUAGAAUGGCAAAUUUCAACAAAUUAUGUGCAAGGCAUACAUGUGUGAAGGCUAAAUCCAAAGCUGAUGUGUUGGAUUACCGACUAACAAUGUGGGAAGAGGGCUGGGAGCACUCUUUUUAUCUUUAUCUGUGUUCUCUCUUAUGCUGGGACUUGGACUUUGUAAUCCUCAGGAGAGAAAAACAUAAUGCUCUCAUUUAAAAAUAUUCACAAACAGCUUACAUGCUGUUUAAAAAAGUAAGUAGAUGGAAGUAAAGAUUUUAAGUGAGUAUUGUUUUGAUGGUGUACUGAGUUAGCACAACCAACUGUCUGCUACAGUACGUGAUAUUUUUGAGCUUUUUUUGUCUGAACUUUGACAACUUGUCAGGCUGUUCUUAAAAUUGUUUUAUUAUACUCGGCCUUUUGGAAGAUUUAAGGUUAACUUGUUUUAGUGUUGUUGACUGAUAGAUUAUCUGUUUUUGACAACUUGUCACUUUUGUUCCUUAUAAUAUGAAAAAUAUUUAAAUUCUAAUAUUGAAUUCAAUUUGCUAAUAAGUUUAUCUUUGUUUAAACAGGCUUCGGUUUUUUUUCCUCAUCACAACUCGUAACUGAUAUUCUGUUUCCAUUAACCUAGAGAAAGGGUGGCUUCUAAAUUUGUAAGCUUGAUUAAAACUGUUUUCAAAAAAUUUACUAUGACAGUAUACAAAAUUUUUUGGUCAUAAUGUGGAAAAGCUUAAUCAAAGUUUAAUUUUCCAUCUUAAUAUUACCUUGUGGGGAGAGAUUCAUUCACACAUUAAAGAAGGUUGCUUAUAACCAAAUGUCUAGCAGACUAGAGAAGGGCUGGUACUGUUUUAAGUAAGAAGUUUGUGGGAAACUCUCUUUUAAUGUACAGUGAACAUAAAAGUUACCAAUAAAUAUUAGAAAGUUGUAUGUCACUUGUCAAUACUAGGGGUUAAAAUGGCUGUCUUUAGAAGUUGUCUUAUAUUCAUUGGGUCAAUGAACAAAUUUGAUGCUCAUUGAAUUCAAUUUUUAGUAGAAAGUCAUGCAUUUACUUCAGAAAGGGUAUAUAUAUUUUAAUUUUAUUUCCACCUCUUUGGAGGUAGGAAGAAAUGCUUCUUGGAUCAGAUAAUGUUUGAAGAGUCAAGGACCAAUUUCAAAUUCAGCAAGGAUAGACUGCUAACUUCUUUUUGCAUCUAAUUGUGAAUACACACAAGAAAAACAUGUUUUGAUGUGAUAACUGCUUUCACACAAUUUUGUUUACUGGAUGAUAAGAAACCUUAAUGAAGGGGUGUGUUGUUAUGGCAGAAACAAAAAACUUGGAGACCCCUUAUAUGUUUCAUUCAUUCUGAGUAAUACAAAGGAAUUUGCAUAAAUGAAAUUGUUAUGGGAGCAAAGCAAUAGCUUUAUUUUGUUUCACAAUAGGCACAGGUACCCAAGCUUAAAAAGUGACUGAGAAACUAUGGAAUUGUAGAUUGUUUUGCAAUGUGAUAAUAUGUCAAUUUAAGCUGUAGUAUACACAGUGUGCACGAAAAACCCAUGUCCAAUUGUAUGGGACUAGUAGAAAUUUAGUUUGGACAUGUAAUCCUUUGAUAUAACUUGUGCAUAGUAAGGAAAAACAAAGAAACAAGUGAAAAUUAACUUCGAAUUACAGUAGAGUUAAAAUACAUCUUUUAAUUAUAAAAAACCCUUGUACUUGACAAAGUAAGGUUAAAUAUUCUUUUUAACUCUACUGUUCUGCUGCCAUUUUAUUUGUUCUCUUAUGAGCUCCAUUUGGCUCGGGAAUCUGGCCCUAGUAACCAGGCCUAUUAAUACAUAACUUAUUCCCAGGCUCAAAAUUUUAGUUAGGUUUGGGACAGCAAAAUUUAAUACAGUGCUCGUCCAAAGGACUAGUGGGUAAGAAAAUUUUUCUAUUAGCCUGAUACAUCCUGGUGAUUUCCAGCAUGACAGUCUCAUAGAAUAUUCUUAAUGAAGAAAUGAUUAUUUUUAGUAUAGAGAAAGAGAUUCCCAUUGUAACAUUGUAAGAAUGAAGUGGCUGUUCUGCUCGGAUUACAAUAUAUAUUUUUCUUAAUUGUGUUGUUUUUAUAGACACCAGUUUGGGAAGAGGGGGAUAUUGAAGAUAAUUCAGGAACAAGAAACAAGCGAUCAAAUUCCCUGGGAAGUGGAGACCAGAAGAUUAAAGAGGUAGUCUCUUUAAACUUUAUAGAGGUUAAGGUCUUAAUGUAUUUUGAGCUCUUAAGUUAACUACACCAACUCCCUGUGUCUGUGGCAUUCCACUCCCCUUACUUCCCCCCCUUCUUCCUCAUUCUAUCCCCUAACCCCUUUCCCCAUAAAAAUGAUGAAUAUUGGUUCCUGGAAUUCUAGAAAUCUACCCAUAGACUGGGGAACAACAGUUUCAGUUUCCAGAGAAAUGGGAAAUGUGUUCCAAAACCUGCUAUUGGUCUUCCUGUAUCUCUUUUACUGAAACUAUGUUGCUCUUUAACAAUAAUUAUUAUUGGUGAUAAUUAUUGAUGAAAGCCACUUUCUCAAGGUUAAUCCCGUCUUUUUAACAAUCUUUUUAUAGAAAUUGAAACAACAUCUUCAACGCACAAAGCAAGGCAGUAAAUCUAGCCAUACGUAUGGCCGCCAGUCUCCCCUUCAUGGUGAUCAUACUGCUAUUCCAGCAAGCCGGCUGCCUCAGUCAAUUCCCAUUUCAAUCCCUUUGGGCCCAAGACCAUCAGAAGGACCUCAGAAAAGAAGCUUGGAAGGCCUAAACUCUGAAAUUCAGAAACUUGUUUUGACAGAUGCUUCAACAGAAAGGGUAUGUUUAUUAUGUGUUGACACAACAUAUCUCAAGUUAAUCCUGGCUUGUUUACCAUUGCCUCCUUCUUUGGUGUGUCAGAAAAUGGCCUAGUUAACCUUAAAAAAUGCAUGAAUUUGUAUUUAUUAAAGGGGGGUUUAUGUUUCCUUAGACAUCAGAACACGUUCCAGAUGGACGCAAAGCCCCUGUAUUUGAGGUACUGUCUGGGGCCCCUUUUCGGACAGUAGACACUCACACGCAGACUCCCUCUAAUAAUCAAGAGGGGCAAGAUAGUAGUGGCAGUGGUAGCAGCAGCAGCAGAAGCCAUUCUGCAUCCCCAACCUACCCCAUCAUGCCAGGGGCAUCUGAUUCAAGGCCUUCAUCAAGAUGUUCCUCAGGAGGUGCUGCAGAUGCUGAAGAAAAUGUUUCUCCUGAGCUUCCUUCAGGUGGUUCUAAAUAUGCCUCCUCACCAAAGCCCAAUAAUUCUUAUCUGUUUGCGAGGGAGCCUCCUGAUGGAGCAGAGAAAGUCCCAUUACAUGUUGAAGAUGCUGACAGGUGGGUAACCCUUUAAUGAAAAGGAGGUUAAGAAAGUUUCAAAAUGUUUUUCAUGUUGUUUUUAAUGCUCAAGUUAACCAGUCAGCAUGUUACUGCUAAAGAGCUUGUUAGUUUUAAGAAUUUAUUUUUGAAUAAAAUCAAUGCAGUAGUUUUACCUUGCCAACAUGAAUUUGAUGAAAUCAAACCUCACUGACACCCACAGUAAUAAGCAUCUUGACAACAGAAAACAUAAAAAGGAGUUCAUCUGGUAAAGUAGCAUUCAAUUGAGUGUUGAAAAUAAUGCAGGAUUGCUAUGGUUUUGCUAUACUUCAUCAUGUGAUUGGUCUAGAAAACUCUUGCCACUUUCUUAAAAAUUGGGUUCAAAACUAAAACCAAUUGCAGCUUGGUCUGGUGCAAUUUCCCUCACUUCAGACAGCUUAUUUGUUUUAAUCUUGACUUCUCACUGGCUCUUUGUGAUAUUUUCCCUACCCCGCCUGGCCAUUAGUGGUUUUUUUUUUUUUUUUUUUUUUUUUUUUUUUUUAACAACCCCCAGCUGAAAAGUGCUCCAUAAGACAUAAACUGAAGCUAGGCUUAACAGAAUGAAGGUUAAUUGUUUUGAUUGAAACUAAUUCAUAUGUGACUUUAAAAAGAAUCCUAAUAAGCUUUGUAACAACCUUCCCUUUCUUUUAGAAGUGCAUCGCCCCAGAUUUUUUGCCCAGACAAGACAAAAGUGAACUUCAUAACCAUCCCUGCAAGAUCAGCAUUUUCUGUCUUCAAUGCCCUUCCUUCCUUGCCCAAGGUGGCCGUCACCUCUCCAGCAACAGCAAACCAACAGUUAUCACAAGUGGAGGCUUCACAGUAAUAAGAACUGCAAGGGACUUAAACAAGCUGCAAACUGUUGCCAUGCAGUUCAACCAUGAAACUGAAGUACUUUAGAAAUACAAAAAACAAAAACAAAACAAAACAAAAAAAGAUUAACAAAAAUAACUAAUUUAUUGCAAGCAUUAAGAAUGACUAGAGGGUUCUUCUUAGUUUCCUCUCUGACUCCUGUGCAUUAACCUAUUUAAUUAUUUUAAAACAUCUUUUCCUAAUGUACCUGUUCUAUGAAAAAAUUUGAUAUCUUGACCAACUUGUUUGGUUUGAGAAAAUAGUGUGGGGGUGGAUGUUUUGUGCUUCAAUGAAGAAGUACUUGUGAUAAAAUUAUUCUUCUGUCGUUUUUCUUUCUCCACUGGAUGAAGAUGGCUGCUCUACAUGACUGGCAUUUCUUUUCCAGUAAUAGUGUGUUUCAAGGAGCUUGUGUAUAUGGUAAUGAAAUUUGUAAGGUCUUGUAUAUUGAGGCAUUUGUUACUAAAGAUCUCUGAACAUUAUAUAUUGUCUCAAUUUACCCCCUAACUCCCAAGAUCUCAAUAUAAAUUUUCUGCAAUGUCUGUCACAUUUCUUCUCAAUUGAGAAUUUGGUGUUUUAGACAAACAACAUCUCCGCAUUUAAAUCUUUCUUGCUUCUCAUCACCUUCCUGCUUGCAAAUGUUGAUACAGUUUGAAAAGGAAAUCUGUUUUGGGUACACUGGGAGUGAAUGGAUAAAGGAAAAAUUGAACACUUUUGGGAUUUCAAUUUUUUUAGAGUGGUCCUUUAUAAAAAGGAAACAGUUAUGCAAUGUUUGAGAGAGAAGGAUGGUUUUCUUGUGAUCCUGGUGUUGGCUUGGUCUUGAGUCAGGAAAAUGUAAAUGAUGGCUCUGGUUUGAUUUUUUUUACUUGAACAUUUGUAAGUUACCACAAGAAGUUUGCAUGUUGGAGUUCUUUAGUUUGUGUGUUUUUUUGCUGUUGUUGUUGUUGUCUUUUUUUCAACAUGUUUGUUUGAUGUAGUGCUAGUGUUUGGAAGCUUUCUUAAAGAAAUUUUAUACAAAAAAAAGUACCAACCACCCUUGAUGUACCGUUGUCAGGGGGCAUUUGAGUGUUGAAGAUUGUAUAUUAUGUUGUUAUUCUGUCAUCAUGUUAAAAAAGUGUACUAUAUUGAUAGAUUUAAUAUUAAGUGUAACUUAAAGAAGACGAACCUUUCAGUGAUAAUGCGUUUAACAGUUAAGGAGUUUUAUAUAAAAAGAAACCUAUACAGCAUUCAUUGGCUUAAUUCUUAAUGUAUACUACAGUUCUUGAUGUAAAUAUUUUAUGGAUUGAAAUAACUAUAUAAUACUUGUAUAUUUUUACACUGAAAGAAAAUCAAAUCUGUUGUAGAUU
Messenger RNA from Pocillopora meandrina, 8766 nucleotides. NCBI's taxonomy places the organism in Eukaryota, Metazoa, Cnidaria, Anthozoa, Scleractinia, Pocilloporidae. The record is from the annotation of a GenBank genome assembly.